Petromyzon marinus (sea lamprey) is the source of this 6588-nucleotide messenger RNA. It is a transcript of the gene DDHD1, whose product is annotated as DDHD domain containing 1. Gene Ontology annotation, molecular function: metal ion binding; glycerophospholipase activity. Gene Ontology annotation, cellular component: cytoplasm. The record is from RefSeq and is a predicted model, not a curated record. NCBI's taxonomy places the organism in Eukaryota, Metazoa, Chordata, Hyperoartia, Petromyzontiformes, Petromyzontidae.
CAUCCUCAACAUCAUCAGCCUCCACAUCACCAACCUCAAUAUCAACAUACCCUCCUCGCCAUCUUCAUCAUCUUCGACAUCACCAACCUCAAUAUCAUCACCCCCUUCACACCGUUCCCCUCACACUAUCAUCAUCAACCUCACACACACACGAGUGCAUCUUCAACAUCGGUCCAUGUACGUGGAUUUUUGUCUACAUAUUAGGAUCUCCCUUAGAAACGGCUGACAUUGAGGGGAGAGACGGGGAGAGAACUCCGUGGUGGAGGAGGACAUUGAGAACCCUCUGGAGGAGAUCCAGCAGAAGGACCUGGAGGACUUCGAGGAGAAGGUCCUGGUGGAGGCCCUGGAGAACUACAUUGAGAAGGCUCCUGGAGCAGCCCCAUCGGAGGACAAUGCUGGAGGACGUUUGUAUGGAAUUGGACGACGGAGUCCAUAACACUGGGUCCAUGGAUCCCAUGGGGACUUGCGACCCCUCAGGUCUCGAAGAUCCUGGUGACCAUGGUGAGCCGUUGGACGGGUCCUCCAGAAGAUCACGUGCCAGAACGUCAUCCCGCCUUUCGGCCGAUGCUGUGGAGGAGCUGGGUCCCGAGGAGGUCAGAUGGUUCUACAGGGAUGAGCGCAAGGCGUGGAAGCCUUUCAAUGGCUACGACUCGUUGCAGGUGGAACUUGCAUACCGUAGGUACCACGCUAGCGCUGGUGGAGGAGUCGGGGAGGACACAGAGCCGGUGUGCGUGAGGGGUGGACUUUACGAGGUGUCGGUGGCGAGCAAGGAAUGUUAUCCAGUCUACUGGCAAGAGGUGGAGAGGGUGGCGGUGAUGCGGGGACAGUGGUUCGUGGACGGCACCUGGCAGCCGCUGGAGGAGGAGGACAGCGACCUGAUCGAGACCGAGCACCUGGCGCGGUUCCGCGGGCAACCGUGCCAUCCGGCACCGCUUGAGGCAGAGCAGGAGCAACCGCCGCCGCCACCACGGCCGGAGAACCGAGACGUCAUCCACAGCCUGCAGUUGAACCGUAGCCACGUGGACUGGAAUGGGGUGGAUGAGGUCUACCUCUACAGUGACGCCACCACCUCCAAGAUCGCCCGCAGUGUGGGCCAGAAGUUGGGGCUGUCGAAGGCAUCCAGCAGCGGCACGCACCUACAGAGGGGCUACGUGGAGGAGGCUCUGGUGGAGGACCGGCCUCCAGACGUGUCUCACCUGGUGUUUGUGGUGCACGGCAUCGGCCAGAAGAUGGACCAGAACCGCAUCAUCCGCAACACCAACACGAUCCGGGAGGCCGUGCGGCGGAUGGAGGAGCGCUACUACCCGGUCGUGGCCCAGACGCGACGCGUCGAGUUCCUGCCCGUCGAGUGGAGGUCCAAGCUUCAGCUCGACGGUGACACGGUGGACUACAUCACGCUGGACAAGGUGCGGGGUCUGCGGGACAUGCUCAACAGCAGCGCCAUGGACAUCCUCUACUACACCAGCCCUCUGUAUCGCGACGAGAUCCUGAAGGCGCUGCAGAGUGAGCUGAACCGCCUGCACGCACGCUUCUGCUCGCGCAACCCGGGCUUCGUGGCGCAGGGCAGCCGCACGUCCUUGCUGGCGCACUCGCUUGGCUGCGUCAUCACCUACGACAUCAUGACCGGCUGGAACCCCCUGCAGCUGUACGAGCGCGUGCUGCAGCGUGGGGAUCGCGAGAACGACGGCGGCGAUGAUGGCGGUGGGGGCGUCGGCGGUGCCGAUGGUGGCGGCGUUGGUGGUGGUGGCGGCGGCAUGGAGUCGCCGCGGGAAUGGAUGAGCCUGGAAAAACGCGGACUGCUUGACGACCUGCGCAAGACGCGAGAGAGGCUGGACCAGUUGGAGCACAGGCUGGUGGGUGCCAGCCAGCGAUCAGCACUGCGUCUCCAGUUCCAGGUGGAGAACUUCUUCUGCAUGGGGUCACCGCUGGCGGUGUUCCUGGCCCUGCGAGGGGUACGACCGGGGAGCAGCGGCUCCCCCCACCAUAUCCUGCCCAAGAGCGUGUGCCGCCGCCUCUUCAACAUCUUCCACCCGACCGACCCAGUGGCCUACCGCCUGGAGCCCCUCAUCCUGCGCCACUACAGCGCCAUUCAGCCGGUGCAGAUCCACUGGAGCAGCGCGGUGAGCCGGCCGCGCUACGACUCGCUGCGGCCCGUAUGGAUGAGCGCCGACGGUGGCUUUGGCGGCGGGGCCGGCGGCACGGCGGCGGGGCCAGCGUGGGAGCCCGACAGCCCCGUGAGCCCCGGUGGCUCCCCGGCACUCCCGCGGCGAUACUACGGCGAGUCGCUCACCAACCUGGGCAAAGCCGGCAUCAUGGGUGCUGCCACCCUGGGAAAGGGUCUGGGCGGCAUUAUCCUGUCGCGCCUGUCGAGGUCGUACGGUACAGGCGUCACAGAAUCCGAGGGCGAUGCCGACACUGGGGAGGUUUCACCGACCGGCGAAUCCACAUCUGCAAGCCACGGGGAACAACACAGAGAGCCGUGCGAGCUACCGACAACACCACCGCCACUGCCGCUGCUGCCGCUCCCGCUGGUGCCGCCACCGCUGCCGAUGGAGCUGCCGAUCGGGAUGCCCGACGCGGAGCGGCUGAUGGCGCAGGUGCCGCUGAUGCACGGUGUGGGAGUGAGGCAGAUGCCGAGCGGAUUGCCGAACCCGGCGGAGUUGGAGCCCAUGCAGGCUACGGCGCAGGAAGGAGCUGGCCCCCCUCCCCCCGCGGUAGAGCUCGAGUACCGCAUGGACUUCGAGCUGCGCGAGGGACUGGUGGAGAGCCGCUACUGGUCGGCCGUGACGUCGCACACGUCGUACUGGAUGUCGCCGGACAUCGCGCUCUUCCUCCUCGCCUUCCUGUGGUCCGACGUGGAGCCGCAGCAGUCGUCGUGAGAGACGUCGCCGCGGGUCGUCUUGCGUCGUCGCGGCCUAACCCCAACCCCCCAAAAUCCCAAGAUGACGACGGUGCCGCCACCACCGCCACACCACUGCCACCACCGUCGCCAUCGCCAAUCGCCCAAUGUCGUUCUCGCUCUCAGAAAUGGUGAUCCGACGCCAGCCGAGAUGCUAAGCUGGCGGUGUUGGUAUUUGGUUGUUGUUGUUGAUGUUCGAGUUCACGUCGUCGUUGUUUGUUACGAAGAAAGAAGCGGGUGGAAGUUGUCGCGUUGACUGGCAGGCGAACGAGCGAGCGAGCGAGUGAGCGAGCGAGAACAACAGCGGCCGUCUUGUUUUGGAAUUAUGUCCGUCCGUUUUGUCCGUCCAUCCAUCCGAGACCGUUCGAACUGUGUUCCAGGAGUUCUGGAGCCUGACCGAAGUGCGCCCACGGUUGUAGCAAACUGGAGCGGCCGGUGCGAUCGACUGCGCACCGCCUUUUUGUUUCGUAUCCUGUGAGGCUGCGCGCCGCUAUUUUUGAGGAUAUUUGCACAAGUUCUGACAUCAACCGAAUCGUGAAUAGCACAGCACGAUAACCAAUAACCACCGCAAGUUUACACACGCGCACACACAAGGCGCGCGUGCGCACAGUCACGCGCACGCACACGGCAACGAUCGCGUCCACAAACCUCACACACAAAAACAACAAACGCAACUUCACACACGUUAACCAACAGCCACACGACUCGCAAACCUGCCAGUGACUUGGCGUGAAUGAAUUUGUGUGACCUCUCCGGUUUUACCCUCAGUUUGAUUGACACGCACAUAGAUGCAAACGUACUGUAUAUAUAAAAUACAAAAAAAUAAUGUGUAGGUGCUUAUAACCAUUAGCUGGUACAGAGUAAAGCUCAUGGGACAAUUUCCAAUGUCCUUUUAUUAACUGGUAAUAAUAUAAAUGAAUUUAUCAAGCGUCUGAAUGUGACCGCAUGUCUUGAUAUUUCUCUGGCAAAUGUGCCCUUAAAAAUUGUGGACAUGAGGUCGGGGUUGCCACCUGUCCUGGGUUGGCAAGGACACUCCAGGAAUUGGCGUCUUGUGAUUCGGGUGGCAGGAGUUGAUUUAUGCCGAGAUCUGGUAUCGGCAGAGCGGCGUUGCGUUGAAGUUUGUUGCGGUAGAAUGCAGCACAUUUGUGAGAUAAUAGACCUCAUGCUGACGGAGAAAUAUGUCCUGGUUUUUUUGUGUGACGUGAGGGUGGUGGUGGUGUUUUGCAGGUGGAAGACAAAAGGGAGGAGAGAAGGGAACACAUUAACAAUAAUUAUAUUUAUUCAGGAAAGACUCGCCUGAGACUCCGCACUCUUAUUCAGGAUGGUCCUGGGGAAUUCUGGAUUUUUGUUCAAUUCCGUGAAUGAUAUUCGUUUUCUUUAUGCGGAAUGAAACCCAGAGUACCCAGAGUUAACCCACUACGUAUUAAGAAGAGAGAAUAACAGUCAAAGCUCCGCACAGAUGGAUUCACUAAUCCAUUGUACUGCCAUCUCCAGGUCACCUCCGCAGUCCAAUCCUAAAAUACAUGGUAUUCCCAGGCAGUCUAUAAUUUCAGUACAAAUCCGGUUCAAUCUUGCUUAGCAUUUGACGAGAUCGGUGCAUUCAUGCAAUGAUUUUGGCGAAAACCUGGCUAGAAAAGGAGAGGGGUGGGGGGAGGUGGGUGGUAAGGAACGGCCUUUUCUGAAAUCGCAGCCGGGACUGUCCCAGCCAGGGAUGUUGGGUAGCCUUCACCUUAAUGUGAAUUUAGAGACUGAAUGGAGUAAGUCCAUUUAAGGAUCUUAAAAGCAUCAAGGACCGUCGUAUUUAAGUUGAUGCUGAAUUUUAACUGCGGUGCGAUCUGAAGCGCGAGAUACCUGUCAGUGGAGUAAGCAGCUAUGAUACACCACCUGUGGCUUUGUUAUCGCAAACUUAUGUCACGGUUUAUGCCAGGGGUGGCGGGAACCCAAUGGUCCACACGGGCCCAAUGUGGCCAACGACUUUAUUGUGUACGGCCCGUGGCUGCCACUGGAGGGUCACCAUUUCGAAAGGCAUCCUUGCAAACAACAUCUGUCCGCCACUGCAAGCGUCUUAAGCCGCCACUAAUCGUUUAUUGGAGAGAAAUUUUUUUCGACCUGGCGGCAGGUCACCAGUGUCACGGGGUGACGGCUGUGUGAGGUUAAUGCGCCUUUGGCCGGAGUUCAGGCCUUCAUUUUAGCCGGGUCUGUCCGGGUCGGCGAGCUGGAAAAUAUUUCCACACGUGGCACGCCACCUCCAGUAUACCUCUCGCGAUGUGGCUGUGGCUUACGAAUCGUGUGCCACCGAGUGAAAGUCUUUCGGCCGGUGACCCGAUUGAAAAAAGAAACCUCCGACGAGGGGCAAUAUUUUUGACCUGGCAACGCCGUUACUAAAUUUAGUGUCAUGCUCGAGUCAAUUCUGCUGCUGCCAGGGAACCAGCUCCCACCCCCCCAUAUGCGGUGCGUAAUUUUUCACAUUACUCUUGGAUAACUUGCGUUUAGGCGUGCAUCCGUUUUAGCCAUGACGUCUCAGCUGUGGGCAGCGGCGGCGCAGCGGUUAGAACCCGGCGACCCGAGAGUUCGAUUCCCGCUCACGGCUACCAAUGCCGGCGACGAUUAUCCGAACCGGUCCUGAGCCUCCCCUAGGUCAACUCGGCCUCACAUGAGUAUGCACCUGGUGCGGCGUGUAGUAAGCAUCGCCACUGGGGAGACGAAGGCGGCUGGGCGCGGUGCUGGCCACGCACCCCCUUCGUGUGCCGUCCCAGCCUUAAGAGGUGCUUGCCAACAAGCACUUGCCCCCAACAGUAUGUUAAAUGCUAUACGGGGGAUAUUUGUCUUGUUAUUGGGGGCAAGGAAAAUUAUCUCCACCCUUGGUUUAUGCCGACUGCGUAGAUUUAACAGAGAGUACCUGACUUUGCUGUCCUGUUUUUUAACCACCUGUCGUUUAUGUUUUCAUAGUAAAAAUUAUUAAUAUUUGAAAAAAAAGCUGUUACAUGUGCAGGGACACUACUUUGAGUAAAAAAAUAAAGGUUAUUUGGUGUUCCAGUGUUCACAAAUUAGCGUGGAGCCAGUGGUGUGAUUUCCACAUUCCUCUGGCCGAGGUACGUCCGUGGAAAAGGACAACCACUUGAUUUGCUGCCAAAUGAUGCAGCAUCAUCAUCGUCAACAUCGCCAAGCCUUGAUCAAUCCACUGCUGUAUGAAGGCUUUCCCAAGCCAUUGCCUUCUCUCACGAUCCUGCAGUGUAACAAACAGGAGCGCCUGAACUCACGAGCUGAUUUAAUUGCUUCAUCUCAACGCUCAGUCGACGUCCUGUCACACACGCACCCCCAUUCCUUGGCUGCCAUCCCAUGGUUUAUCCGUGACCAUCGUCAUAACGGCUUGGCUGCAGCGUCAUCAAAGUGCUACUAGUUUUAGUAACCACAGAGGCAAUAGAGUUGAUGAUGAUGAUGGGUAUGAGUCAACCCUGGCUGGGAUUUGAACUUAUGCUGGCCAUAUCUGGGGUGCGUAAGGUCUCAUGCUACACUUUCAGCGACGAUUCUUUGAUGCGAGUUCUGUGGAAAUGGCCAUAUUGUUGUUGAAUUUAACACUGUGGUGAAGGUUAGAAGCGUUAUUCGUUUGCCAUUGUAAUGCAAAACUCGACGAGAGUCUUAACAUUUUUGUUUUUAUUUUAUUAAAGGUGGCUCUUAGCUAAAGACGA